AUGGAGGGAGUAUCACCUUUGCUCUACAUCACCAGCUGCUCAGACUUGUUCACUGCUCUGCACAACACGCUCCGGGCUGGAAGGAUGGAGCUUUUCUUCCUCCACUACCCCUUUACCUGUCUGCUCAUUGCCUUUCUAGUCCUCUACCAGGUGAAACCUGCAUUCAGAUUCUUCUGCAAGAUGACUUUCUAUAAGUUGUGGCUCUUCACCAUAAGCAUUGGGGUUGCCAUCCUCAGUAUUCCUCGUGGACGUAACGUGGACAACAUGAUGUUUUUGCGCACAUUGACCCGGCCACUCAAACACAUCUUUGGCAUUCACAUAGUGGUGAAGGGCAAGGAGAACCUCAGGACUAAGAAACCUUUUGUCCUGGUGUUGAAUCACCAGACCUCCCUUGACAUCCUGGUGAUGAUGGAGAUAUUGCCAAAGCGCUGUGUGCCCAUUGCAAAGAAGGAGAUCCUGUACAUGGGCACAUUCGGCCUGGCCUGCUGGCUCGCAGGGGUCAUCUUCAUUGACCGCAAGAGGAGUGAAAAGUCCAUUGCCACCCUGACAGAGGUGGCACACUCCCUGCACAAGGACAACCUGCGUGUCUUGAUCUUCCCUGAAGGAACUCGCAACCAUGGUGGCUCCAUGUUGCCCUUCAAAGGUGGGGCCUUCCAGCUGGCUGUGAAAGCCCAGGUGCCCAUUAUUCCUGUAGUGUUCUCUUCCUACAACAGCUUCUACAACCAGAAGGAGAAGAAGUUUACACCAGGAAAUAUGAUCAUCCAGAUCCUGCCAGAAGUGGAGACGGUGGGCCUGGGCCCAGAUGAUGUUCCCAAGCUGACAGAACAGGUCCGUGACUCCAUGCUCUCCUCCUACCAAGGGAUAUCGGGAAUGACGAAUGGAGCUUCCCAUUAG
Molecule: messenger RNA, 894 nt
Organism: Hirundo rustica (Barn swallow)
Lineage: Eukaryota; Metazoa; Chordata; Aves; Passeriformes; Hirundinidae
Product: 1-acyl-sn-glycerol-3-phosphate acyltransferase alpha-like
Biological process (GO): phosphatidic acid biosynthetic process
Cellular component (GO): endoplasmic reticulum; membrane
Molecular function (GO): 1-acylglycerol-3-phosphate O-acyltransferase activity
Source: RefSeq, a predicted model, not a curated record